AUGACCAAGACUAAUCUGGAUCUCGUCCGCGAGUGCGAUAACUUCCCUUACUACCAAGACAACCGCGUCGCCUAUGCGGAAACUCUGAAGAACUAUCAUGAAUUCCGAGUCUCGGGUUACGAUGUGACCCUGGGGUAUAUCGUCAAUGCCGUAGUGGAGAAGUUCCCGUGGCCUGAACAUAUCUGGUCCAUCGAUUCCGCGGCUCAGACCGUCACCCUGGUCACGGAUACAAAUGCCGAUCCCGCUCAACGGAGCGAACUCGUGGCGCAAAGUAUUGCCGAAGCCGUCAAACUCGGCUGUUUCGAGGUUCUGAAAGGAUGGCGAAAUGAAAAGUACCCCCUCUACGGACCUGGUGGUGAAUUCUUGCUUGAGAUGGAGCGCUGCGCCACGCCCUUGUUUGGCAUCGUCUCCUACGGCGCUCAUAUGACUGGAUACGUCGAGGACUCCACAGGCUUGAAGUUUUGGGUCCCGCGCCGUGCAAAGACCAAGCAGACCUACCCUAGCAUGCUAGACAACACCGUCGCGGGCGGAAUGAGCACUGGUGAAAUUCCCUUUGAGUGCAUUGUCCGUGAAGCCAUGGAGGAAGCCUCGCUACCGGAGGAUAUCGUGCGGGCUUCAGUCCUACCGGUGGGAUGUGUCACCUAUACACAUGUACGCGACUCUCGCGCCGGUGGAGAGACUGGCCUUGUUCAACCGGAGGUUGAGUAUGUCUACGAUCUGAAACUGGAUCCCUCGGUGGUUCCUAAGCCCUGUGACGAUGAAGUCGAAGAGUUCAAUCUGCUCACGGUCUCGGAGGUAAAAGAUGCAUUGGCUCGCGGGGAAUUCAAACCCAAUUGCUCAAUCAUCAUGAUCGAUUUCUUCAUCAGACACGGUAUCCUGACGCCCGAGAAUGAGCCCGAUUAUCUUGAUAUCGUGGCGCGCAUUCAUCGCCGCAUGGAGCACCCCACAGCUUCACAUUGCUUGAAAUAG
This is a messenger RNA of Penicillium oxalicum, 969 nucleotides long. RefSeq names its product thiamine pyrophosphokinase-related protein. The transcript is spliced from 2 exons. Bases 1 to 969 code for a protein of 322 amino acids. Gene Ontology annotation, molecular function: 8-oxo-dGDP phosphatase activity. Lineage: Eukaryota; Fungi; Ascomycota; Eurotiomycetes; Eurotiales; Aspergillaceae. The record is from RefSeq and is a predicted model, not a curated record.